This is a messenger RNA of Daldinia decipiens, 1447 nucleotides long. RefSeq names its product periplasmic binding protein-like II. Lineage: Eukaryota; Fungi; Ascomycota; Sordariomycetes; Xylariales; Hypoxylaceae. Bases 333 to 1253 code for a protein of 306 amino acids. The transcript has 2 exons. The record is from RefSeq and is a predicted model, not a curated record.
AAUUUAUGCUAAGUUAAUGUAUCUCAAGGGUAUAUAGCAGUGUUAGGUAACCUUAAUUACUUGGCCGUUAAAAGACGGAAUAAGCUUUAUACUGCCCCACAAUAGGCCGUCCCGUCCCGCGCAUACCCGUAAACUGCGAGUAAUUGCCGAUCUGAUUGAUGCAUUAAGCAUGUCAACGUCAUGCGCGGUUUGUCUCUCAACUUAAACAGUUACGACUCUUUCCCCCCUUUUCAAUUAGCGGGUGUUCUCAUUCGAACCAUUGCUUAGCUAGCUGUCUAUUCGUUUAUAAUAUCUAGUACUCCGCGGCGGUAUAUUGAAUCAGAAUAGCAAACAUGGCAGAGUCUUCUCAACCCCUCCGGAUCGGCUUCGUGCCGGAGCACUUUUCUACGCCGCUCUACUUCGCCCAGAAGCAUUUCGGUCUCACAGCUACACUGAUUCCGUUCCCCUCCGGAACGGGUCAUAUGAUUACAGCUAUGCGGUCCGGCGAAAUCGAUGUUGGUAUUGGCUUGACGGAAGCUUGGGUUGCGGGUCUUGGCAAGGAAGAUACGCCUGGCGACGGCGGCUACCGCAUCGUCGGGACUUACGUUGAAACCCCUCUAGGCUGGGCGAUUUCGACUGGCGCUAAACGGCCUGAGAUCACUUCUGUCGACUCACUGAAGGGGUCUAAGAUCGGGAUCUCACGCUACGGCUCCGGCAGCCAAGUAAUGGGCUACGUACUAGCCGACCAGCAAGGCUGGUUGACGCCUGGUGUAUCGCCGUACUCAGACUUCGUAGUGCUGCAGAAUUUUGCGAACCUCCGGAACGCGGUUAACGACGGCACAGCCGACUUCUUCAUGUGGGAGCACUUCACGUCGAAGCGGUACUACGACAGCGGGGAAAUCCGGCGCGUCGGCGAGAUCUACACGCCGUGGAGCAGCUGGAAGAUUGUGGCGUCGACGGCGCUGCUGCCGGAGCAAAACCCGGAUAAGCGACUCCUAGACUUGUUUAAGAAGCUAGAUGAGGGCAUCAACUACUUUUCUUCGCAUCAUGAUGAGGCAGUCAAGUAUAUCAGCACCGAGCUUGAUUAUUCAGAGGCGGAUGCGAGAGAGUGGCUGCGCACGGUACAGUUUGCUAUUAAAACAGAAGGCGUGGACUUGAAGGUCAUCCAGAGCUGUGUCAAUAUCUUGCGUAAAGCUGGAGUUCUGGCUGAGGGCAAGGGUUUACAGCCGGAGAGCAUGUUGGUUAAGGGAUUAGGUGCGCAAUUCCCGCAAUAAGUCCUAUGGUAUUUUCAUAUAAAAUAAGAAUACAAAGUCUUUGAAAAGGAGAGACUGCCGCUUAUUCUUACUUGCUUAUCAUCUACCUAUGUCUAUGUACAUGUACCUAGGUACUUACCUUAGGUACAUUUUGACAUUGCAUCGUACUAAGCCUUUAGGAUCGCAAUUCGACAUAAAAGUCGUCAUUGCUUUAG